This is a messenger RNA of Ipomoea nil (Japanese morning glory), 1386 nucleotides long. Its product is annotated as cytoplasmic 60S subunit biogenesis factor REI1 homolog 1. Gene Ontology annotation, molecular function: nucleic acid binding; zinc ion binding. The transcript is spliced from 5 exons. Gene Ontology annotation, cellular component: preribosome, large subunit precursor. Lineage: Eukaryota; Viridiplantae; Streptophyta; Magnoliopsida; Solanales; Convolvulaceae. Gene Ontology annotation, biological process: ribosomal large subunit biogenesis. The record is from RefSeq and is a predicted model, not a curated record. Bases 63 to 1301 code for a protein of 412 amino acids.
UAUACACACUAGUCGCGCGUAACCCUAUUCUAUUUCUAAAUCCAAUCCACAAUUUCGAAGAAAUGCCGGGAUUAACCUGCAACGCCUGCAACAAAGAAUUCAAAGACGACGCCGAGCAGAAGCUCCAUUACAAGUCCGAAUGGCACCGAUACAAUCUCAAACGCAAGGUUGCAGGAGUGCCAGGGGUUACAGAAGCACUUUUUCUAGCCAGACAGUCUGUUAUUGCAGAAGAGAAGAAAAAGUUGACUGAGACGCCCAUGCUCUAUACCUGUGGUGUUUGUGGGAAAGAGUACCGAAGUUCCCAGGCGUAUUCUCAGCACUUGAAAUCGAAAAGCCACCUGUUAAAGGCUUCACAAGAGCCUAACCAUAAUGGUGAAAACAGGGUUAUAAUUAGGCCUCUUCAACGCCCCAUUUUGGAUAGAUCCACUCAGCAGGUAGAGGAAGAUAUUGAUGAAAGUGAGGAGAGUGAGGAGAGUGAGUGGGAAGAGGUUGAUGAAGAAGACAUGGCUGAAGCUAGUGAUUCUUUGAUGCAACUUCAGUUAAAUGAGCAUACUUCUAAUGGGAACAUGCAAGAUGCAGAUAUGGAUGACUAUAGUGAAGAGCUGGAUCCAUCUUGUUGCUUCAUGUGUGAUUUAAAGCAUAGAACAAUAGAACGCUGUAUGGUUCACAUGCACAAGCAGCAUGGAUUCUUUAUACCCGAUGUUGAAUAUCUCAAGGACCCAAAAGGCUUUCUGACUUAUGUUGGUCUCAAGGUUAAGAGGGACUACCUAUGUUUGUAUUGCAAUGAUAGAUGCCAACCUUUCAGCAGUUUAGAAGGAGUUAGGAAGCAUAUGGAAGCAAAAAGUCAUUGUAAAGUGCACUAUGGUGAUGGUGGUGAUGAUGAAGAGGCAGAAUUAGAAGAAUUUUAUGACUAUAGCAGCAGUUAUUUGGAUGCAAAUGGAAAAGAGCUGGUUGCAUCAGAUGACACUAGCAGUGGAGUUGAGCUUGGAAGUGGUGGGGCUGAGCUAAUUAUUAAAAAGAGAACUGAUGAUGGAGUAUCUACCAUAACACUUGGAUCAAGAGAGUAUUUGCGAUAUUAUCGACAAAAACUGAGGCCCACUCGCACGAACGAUAUUGCUCUUACUGCUGCAUUAGCUUCCAGGUAUAGAAGCAUGGGCCUAGCAACCGUGCAGUCGAGAGAAAACAUGGUUAAGAUGAAGGUGAUGAAGGCCAUGAAUAGGUAUGGUAACGAGGCAAUGCGCACCAAGAUUGGUAUAAGAAAUAAUGUCAUCCGAAAUCUCCCCAAUAACGUACCCUAUUAAUCCUUGUUAUGUUAUAAAGGUGAUGCUAGUUGUGAAACUUUUAAUGGAGUUAAGGAAAUAUAUUGGGUGGGUGUUCGUUUUGUUA